This is a messenger RNA of Nelumbo nucifera (sacred lotus), 3511 nucleotides long. RefSeq names its product NAD kinase 2, chloroplastic-like. NCBI's taxonomy places the organism in Eukaryota, Viridiplantae, Streptophyta, Magnoliopsida, Proteales, Nelumbonaceae. Gene Ontology annotation, molecular function: NAD+ kinase activity. Gene Ontology annotation, biological process: NADP+ biosynthetic process; NAD+ metabolic process. The record is from RefSeq and is a predicted model, not a curated record.
GAGUGGGCGUCUUGUCUUAACCGCUCGACUCUUCUCCACACUCUAAUUUCGUGGAUAUUAACGGUGCAGUGGUGGUCCAACUCUCUCUCUCUCUCUCUCUCUCUGUGUGUGAAAUGAUUUACCGCUAUUAAUAUCGCUUUAAAUUCUGCUGAGUUCGUAAGAGGAUAGGGAGAUGGUGGUAGUGGGAUGUUGUUGCUUCAACCAAUCUCAUGGGAUUGGGUGUUUGUUCGUGUUUGACAUGAGUCUAUUUUCUUAUACUGUAGUUGGAAAAACUUGCCAUUCAAAGAUUUCACUGUGCUCUGGAUUGACCAAGGAAAAUAGAGACGGAAUUAGAGUUAUUUCCCAUAAAAAGAAGAGAGAUGGGAUUAAUUUCGUUACUCGAGCUGGAAUUUCUGGUUUCUUUUCGUCGGAUAUUCAUUUGGACACUCAGACCUUCCAAUCUCAAGAUUCAUCUCAGUUGUCUCGGAUUGGUCCUGUCCCUGGGGACAUUGCUGAAAUUGAAGCAUAUUGUAGAAUCUUUAGAGCUGCAGAGCAGCUUCAUAUUGCUACCAUGGACACAUUAUGCAACCCAUUGACUGGAGAAUGUACUGUUUCGUAUGACCUCCCAUCAGAGGAGAAGCCAUUGUUGGAAGACAAAGUAGCAGCAGUUCUUGGUUCCAUUGUAGCUCUUCUAAAUAAAGGAAGGGCAGAAGUUCUUUCUGGGAGGUCUGCUUCCAUGAAUUCCUUUCGAGUUGUUAAUGUAAAUUCCUUGGAAGAUAAUCUUCCACCACUUGCCAUUUUCAGGGGUGAGAUGAAAAGGUGUUGCGAGAGUUUGCAUAUUGCUCUUGAGAACUAUUUGGUACCAUCUGACAGCAGAAGUACCAAUGUAUGGAGGAAGUUACAGAGGUUAAAGAAUGUCUGUUAUGAUGUUGGUUUCCCUCGUAUGGAUGAUUAUCCCUGCCAAACAAUGUUUGCAAACUGGGAUCCUGUUUAUCUAUCCACAACUAAAGAAGAUGCUACAUCCAAAAAUUCAAUAGCUUUCUGGAAGGGUGGUCAAAUAACAGAUGAAGGUUUGAAGUGGUUAAUAGAAAGAGGAUUUAAAACUAUUGUAGAUCUUAGAGCAGAGAUUGUCAAGGAUGACUUCUAUCAAGAGGCUAUUAAUGAUGCUGUCUUGCAGGGAAAAGUUGAAGUGGUAAAAUUGCCAGUUGAAGUCAGAACUGCACCUUCAAUGGAUCAGGUUGAAAAAUUUGCAUCCUUAGUAUCAGAUUCCAACAGAAGGCCACUUUAUCUUCAUAGCCAGGUAGGUGUUUGGAGGACUUCUGCGAUGGUCUCAAGAUGGAGGCAGUACACAGUUCGCUCUUAUAUGCAGUCUGUCUCAAAUAACCCAACCAUUCCCACUGAAAGUCAUUCCAAAGAUACAGAAAGAAAAGGAGAUCCACAGACAUCAUUCAAACUAAAAGCAGACAUGCAUUUGGAAAAUGAGAAUGUUUCACUUUUUAAGGGUUUGAAUGCCACCAACAGUGCUAAUGAGAUAUCUGGUGAAGUUUCUUUAUCCCUUGAGAAAGGUCAUACUGGAAAUGGAACCCAUAGAAACUUUAUUUCUUCUCAGUAUAGCACAUCAGUACAGGGGAUUAGUGUCACUGGAGAAGAGGUAAGGUCUCCUGAAGGCUUCUGGAGGGAAAUUGAUCCGCUGAAGUCUCAGUUCCCAAUCUGUGAUGUUUUCUCCAGAAGAGAGAUGUCUAGGUUUUUCAAAAAUAAGAAGAUCUCACCUCCCACUUUUUUAGAUUAUAAAUGGAAAAGAUUUGGGGUAUCAGAAUUCUCUGGAGGGACAAUUACAAAGGCAGAACAGAACAAUGAAAGUAUUGGGACUCCUCAUAUAUUAGAGCUGGAGAAGGAAAGAAUUUCAAAUGGGUCAUUUCAUGGUAAAAGUUCAUAUUCAGAGCCCCAAAACUCUUCUGAUGGAGAUAGAUCCAUUUCUAUUUCUGCAAGUGUGAAUGGAUUUUCCAAAAUGGGAGAUCUUGCUGGGAUUGAAAAGCGUUAUAACUUGAAAAAGAGUCUUACAUCUACAGCUAUUAAAGAGCAUCUGGAUAAUGUGGACAGAAAUAUUACAUCUACAAGUGUUAAGGAGGACCAAAUGGGUAAUGGUAAAGCCUCCUCAGCUUCAGCUAGUGAUGGUUUAGAAAUUGUUGAUGGGAAUAUGUGUGCUUCUACAACUGGUGUUGUAAGAGUGCAAUCAAGAAAGAAAGCAGAGAUGUUCUUAGUCCGCACAGAUGGAUUUACUUGCACUAGGGAAAAAGUAACAGAAUCCUCCCUUGCCUUCACUCAUCCCAGCACACAGCAGCAGAUGCUUAUGUGGAAAUCGACACCAAAAACUGUACUAUUGUUGAAGAAAUUGGGGCAUGAGCUCAUGGAAGAAACUAAGAAGGUGGCAGCUUUUUUGUAUUACGAAGAGAAAAUGACUGUUCUUGUGGAGCCUGAUGUGCAUGACAUAUUUGCAAGAAUCCCAGGAUUCGGAUUUGUUCAAACCUUUCAUAGUCAAGACACCAGUGAUCUGCAUGAGAGAGUUGACUUUGUGACUUGUUUGGGAGGAGAUGGGGUUAUACUCCAUGCAUCAAAUUUAUUCAGAGGAGCUGUUCCUCCUAUUGUAUCUUUUAAUCUUGGAUCUCUCGGAUUUCUCACUUCCCAUAAUUUUGAAGACUAUAUGAAGGACUUAAGGCAAGUUAUACACGGGAACAACACAUUGGAUGGAGUAUAUAUAACACUUAGAAUGCGCCUUCACUGUGAAAUUUUCCGCACUGGUAAAGCAGUGCCUGGGAAGGUUUUUGAUGUCCUGAAUGAAGUUGUUGUUGACCGUGGUUCUAAUCCCUACCUUUCUAAGAUUGAGUGCUAUGAGCAUGACCGCCUUAUAACAAAAGUGCAAGGCGAUGGAGUCAUUGUAGCCACACCUACAGGGAGUACAGCUUACUCCACAGCCGCAGGAGGUUCCAUGGUUCACCCAAAUGUUCCAUGCAUGUUAUUCACACCAAUAUGUCCACACUCCCUCUCAUUUAGGCCUGUCAUACUUCCAGAUUCUGCACGGAUUGAAUUAAAGAUCCCAGAGGAUGCACGGAGUAAUGCAUGGGUUUCAUUUGAUGGUAAGAGAAGGCAGCAACUCUCAAGAGGAGACUCUGUCCAAAUAUAUAUGAGCAAGCACCCUCUACCUACAAUCAACAAAUCUGAUCAAACAGGUGAUUGGUUCCGCAGCUUGAUCCGCUGUUUGAAUUGGAAUGAGAGGAAGGAUCAGAAGGCCCUUUAAAGGUUUCAUGACUUGAAAAAAAAAGAAGCUUACUCUCUACUGCCCUCAGUUAAUUGUAAAUUUCUGUACAGAAUAUAAAUUUACCUCACAAAUGAUAUGCAUAGGUUACAAACAGAAAUUGGUAUUCAUUCCUUUACUGGCUUACACAGAAUGAUAGCCUAACCCAAUUCUUCAUAGUUCAUACUGUAAAAUGUAUUCAGAUACUGCCUUAGUGUAAUAAAGCUCCAAUUUUAUGCC